Messenger RNA from Cucumis melo (muskmelon), 1742 nucleotides. RefSeq lists its product as uncharacterized. The transcript has 10 exons. The record is from RefSeq and is a predicted model, not a curated record. Bases 414 to 1484 code for a protein of 356 amino acids. NCBI's taxonomy places the organism in Eukaryota, Viridiplantae, Streptophyta, Magnoliopsida, Cucurbitales, Cucurbitaceae.
UUCUAGCAUUUUCUUUUCCACCAUUUUCCCGGAAAAUAAUCGAAGCUAUAAAUCCCAAAACUUUGCUUUGUCCUACUCCCAUUUCCCCUCUCUCUUCACUCUCACACCAUCUUUUCUCUGUUUAGUGUACUCCCAUUUCCAUCUUCGUAAUACCCACUUUGCCAAAUCUGUUGUAAUAUAUUUGUAAAUUUUGAGCUUCGUGGAGAAGUUUUAUUGAGAUUCGAUGGUAUUUUUGAGUUCCAGAAUCUUGGUGUUAGGGGAUCAAAUAAAUCUUCUAUUAUCAGGUUGAAACUUUGCCACUUCAUGUGUGCAGUAUGUACAAUCCCAUAAACAUCAUUUGAGAAGUAUCUAGUCCAUCGAAAAAAGGGAGAAAAGAAAAAAAGAAGGAUGUGGAUAUCUUGCAUUUUGAUAAUAUGAAGACUACACAGGGCACCAAAGAAUCAGCUCAAGCUUCUCGUGAUUCAGCAAAUGACAAAGCAAAUGAGAAUGCAAAUGACAAAGUAAAUACAACUGAGGCACCUAUUACGGAUUCAAGUUCUGUAUCGGCAACAAGCAAAGAUAGCAAGAGAGUCUCACCUCAAGAUAUUGAAUUUGUCCAGAAUUUAAUUGAGCGAUGCUUGCAAUUAUACAUGAAUAGAGAUGAGGUGGUUAAAACACUCCUGACUCGUGCAAGAAUUGAUCCUGGAUUUACAACUCUCGUAUGGCAGAAAUUGGAAGAAGAAAAUGCCGACUUUUUCCGAGCUUAUUACAUAAGGUUGAAAUUGAAAAAACAAAUCCUCUUAUUCAACCAUUUGCUUGAGCACCAAUAUCACCUCAUGAAGUAUCCUAUGCCUCCCAAGGUUCCAUUGGCACCUAUUCAGAAUGGGAUUCACCCUAUGCCUGUUAAUAAUAAUAGCUUACCAAUGGGGUACCCGGUCCUUCAGCAAUCAAUGGCUCCAGUCCCAGGUCAACCCCAUAUUGAUACUAUGGGUAAUGGAAUAUCAAGUUGUCAUAUAGUCAAUGGAGUCCCUGCGCCAAGUAACUAUCAUCCUAUUCGGAUGAAUUCUGGGAACGAAGCAUUAUCAUCCAUGUCAGAGGUUCCUGUGAGUCCUACAUCUGUGGCAUCGAGUGGUCAUUUCCCAUUCUCAGCAUCAGAAAUCUCCGGAAUUGGAGCAGAGGCUUCAACUCUUGAGACUGCCUUCACGGCAGAUGUUGCAAAUUCUGUGGGUUUGCAACUUCCAGGAGAUGGUACAGAUGGAAAUUCUCGGGAUUCUUUCAGAUCACUUGAUCAAAUUCAAUGGAAUUUUAGUCUGACAGAUCUUACAGCAGAUUUGUCGAAUUUCGGAGAUUUAGGAGCUUUGGGAAAUUAUCCUGGUUCUCCAUUCCUGCAUUCUGAUUCAGAUAUUUUGCUUGCUUCUCCAGAGAAUGAGGAUUUAGUUGAGGAGUUUUUCGUUGAUUCAGUGCCUGGGCCGCCGGGCUCGCAAUCGGAUGAGGAGAAAACUUAGAAGCAAGGUUAGGCAGCCAGCGUCUCAUUCCACUUUGAUUAGUUUGGUUAAGAUGAAAUCAAGUCAAUAAACUAAUAAGCCUUUGCUAGAAAUUUUGUGGGGACUGUUACCUUAAGAUUGGAACAUCUUGAAAUCGAUUGCGGUUAGCUCGUAUGCUUUGUAUGAUUUUCAUGAGUAGCAAGGUAGACAUGCCAGUUGAGGAAUUUCUCUACAUUGUUCUUUUAACAAUUUGAAAGUUGAGGCUAUGAUUUGCUUUCA